This is a messenger RNA of Triplophysa dalaica, 2903 nucleotides long. Its product is annotated as solute carrier family 45 member 3. Bases 511 to 2175 code for a protein of 554 amino acids. Gene Ontology annotation, cellular component: membrane. Gene Ontology annotation, biological process: transmembrane transport. Gene Ontology annotation, molecular function: sucrose:proton symporter activity. Lineage: Eukaryota; Metazoa; Chordata; Actinopteri; Cypriniformes; Nemacheilidae. The transcript has 6 exons. The record is from RefSeq and is a predicted model, not a curated record.
GAAGCAGGCAAUGCCAAGACAAGCUGUGUAUUUGUGCUGCAUUGCAGUCAAGCACCUUUGGCCUCUCGUGUCUUCAUUACUCGCCAGAAACUCCAGAUGGCGCUGUCUUGGAGCUCUUUAAAGCAGGAUUGAGUUGUGGACUUGAGCCUAACAGAAGGAUUUCACCCAUCCUCUCCUCCUCCCGGGUCCGCGCAGUGAUUCAUGCUUUUUCCCGGAUAAUUUGUGCGCGUCACGGAGUCCUUCCCACAAAGUUGGAAAACAGCGGAGCGUCCGUGAACGUGAACGGACACAAGACACGAGUGCCGCGUCUGGAAGAUCAAAUAUGCUGAAGACAGGAUGGAUCCCUUACUUGAUCUGAGCUCUGUGAGACUCCAGACCUCUGCUCUCCCUUACCCCACACGCCCACCCCGCCCCUGGGCGCCUGACCCCGCCCCUUUGACCUCCCCCUGUAAGCAUCAGUAGACUUCUCACACUUCACACAGGACACAAGUGAGCACUUCUCGUGUAAAUAUGACUGGAUGGAGAUCUCAUUGGCGUCUGUUCCUGCUCAACUUGCUGACGUGUGGUCUGGAGAUCUGCGUGGCUGCCGGCAUCACCUACGUGCCCCCUUUACUGCUUAAGGCCGGUGUGGAGGAACAGUACAUGACGAUGGUCCUAGGUAUUGGACCCGUCCUGGGCCUUCUCUUCAUCCCCCUGAUAGGAUCGGCCAGUGAUCAGUGCAACAGCAGCUACGGCCGCCGACGUCCCUUCAUCUGGCUGCUGUCGCUAGGAGUCCUCCUAGCUCUGCUUAUCAUCCCGCAUGCUGACUUGUUGGCCGCCCAUCUCAGUUGGGGCAGUACCCACAGCAACCAGGCUCUCCAGGUGGGCCUGCUCAUUUUCGGCGUUGGCCUGUUGGACUUCUGCGGUCAGGUGUGCUUUACUCCCCUCGAGGCGUUGCUCUCAGACCUGUAUCGCGAUCGGGAGGACUGCGGACAGGCUUUUGCAAUGUUCUCCUUCAUGGUAAGUCUGGGAGGCUGCGUGGGCUACCUGUUACCCGCUCUAGACUGGAGCAACGGGCUUCUCUCAAGCUACCUGGGCGGCCAAGCAGAGUGUUUGUUCUCCCUCCUCAUCCUCAUCUUCGUGGUCAGCCUGCUGGUCACCAUGAAGGUUUCCGAGGAACAUUGCGGUACGUCAAACAUGGAACCUGGGCCGCUGGAGUCGGGACGGUGUUUUCCACGUUCGUGCUGUAACUUGUUUCAGUGUAAGCUGCGGUCGUUGAAGUCCGGCCCUCUGAUGUGCCUUCUGAGGACUUGCUGGUCCAUGACGCCGGCCAUUUACAGCAGUUACUGCCACGUGCCGCGUGUCAUGAGACAGCUGUGCUUGGCACAGCUUUGCAGCUGGAUGGGCGUCAUGUCUUUCAUGCUCUUCUACACGGAUUUUGUUGGCGAGGGACUCUAUGAGGGGGUUCCCAGUGCCGCUCCUGGCACCGAUCUCAGGCAGCGCUAUGAUGAAGGCAUACGCAUGGGCAGCCUCGGCUUGUUUCUGCAGUGUGCUACCUCAACCUUCUUCUCGCUGAUCAUGAGUCGGCUGGUGCGUCUCUUCGGGUCUAGGACUGUCUAUCUGAGCAGCAUGGUGUGUUUUACCGUAUCCGCUUUGGUCAUCUGUCUGUCCAAGAGUGUGCCGGUGGUCACGGCCAUGUCGGCCCUCACUGGCUUUGCCUAUGCAACGCUGCAGACACUGCCUUAUACACUCACGUGCCAUUAUCAUAAAGAGAAAGAGGUGUACAUGCAAAACACCCAAACCAAAAAACAGCACAAAUACGGUUUUACCAUCACAAGGGAUUCUGUGUGUUUGACUUUAGACAAUGAGGAUGGAGAGCUCACACACAAGAGUGGCAUUUCUAACGGGCAUGCUUAUUACAGCAAUGACAAACAAAAAUAUCCUACACCUCUGCACGUUCAGAAUUGUACACCUGUCGCUCUGGAGCCUGAGGAUUUUGAGAAACGUGGCGUUGGACUGGACUUCGCCAUUUUGGAUAGCACCUUUCUUCUUUCUCAAGUCUUUCCUACUUUCUUCAUGGGCAUGAUUGUUCAGUUCACAGAGUCUGUCACUGCGUAUAUCGCUUCUUCUGCCAUCUUCGGUGCCAUCGGCAUCUAUUUUGCCACCAGCAUCAUCUUUGACCAAAAGGACCUCUGAUCUUGGAUAAUGGAAUGAUCAUGUGUUUGGUCACCUGAAGGAAUUAAGGUCUCCGUUAUUCUUUUCUCUCUCAUAGAUUUGUAUGGGAAUGAAUUGUGCAGGAGCAGUCUAGACAGACAGGGACCAAUGGAUACAUCAGACUGCACCUGAUGGUGCAAUUCCUCUUAUGUUGUAAAAAGAACUAUUUUAUUGUUUAAACAUAUAUUUUUAUAUUAAUAAUAUAUUGAUAUAUUGAUAUCCCUAUGGGAAUUUUUAUUCAACCCAUUUUGGUGAGGUCGCCUUUAUUUAUGUAGUAAUUAUAACCUCAACUGUCUUGUCAAACAAGUCUUAAGUUUUGUUUUUAACCGUAAAUGUUGCUCGGUCAGUAUCAAGGAUUUUACAUUAUAGCUAUGUAGAAAAUGUGUUCAAAUAGUGUUCGAAAUGACAAUCUGGAAUAUUUUUGCAUUUGACUUUAUACAUGAUAUUAGCAGCCUAUUCUGUUGUUUUCUGUUUGUUACAAACCAUCAGGUCGACAAUAUUACAUUGAUAUUUCUGUGGUGUUACAGACGUAUAGUAGGCAACUGAAAUUGUACAAAACUGUAACAGAUUUCAUGUCCUUAGUAAUGUAUCUGUAAGAACACUCACUAUUAGUCAGGGAAUGUGUUCAUGUAGUUUUAUUUCUUGGAGAUUCUCAGGAUGGACUUAACAUUCAUCAGUCCAAGCAAAGCACAAUGUACUAAUAAAAAGGA